GUGCCUCUCUCAUCGGCUCUCAUCGACUCGACUCGUCCUGUGGCCGGAGCCCGUGCUUUUCAUCAUUCGAGUCAUGGAGGCCUGCGCGCGCUCGGCUCUGCUGUGCCCGUGCCUGUCGCGAUGGCUGCCCUCGUUCGCGCGAUCCAGCGCCUCGCGCUUCUCUCGUUGCCAGCGGAACGAACUCUAUUCAUCGUCGUCGUCGUCGUCGUCUUCUUCUUCUUCUUCUUCCGACUCGAGAAUCGGUUUGGUGGCAGCGGCGGCGAGGAGUAGGGAAUUCUGGAGCUCGCGGUCGGGAUUGGAAUCGGGAUCGAAAUCGGGGUUGGGAUUGGGAUUGGGGGAAAUUGAUCGGUACGAGGGGAGGAGGAGGGCAGUGCAAGUCGGACGACUGCGAAUUAGCACUCUCAGUGCACUGAGCGGGCGGCCUGAAGAUGGCGGAGGCACGAGCAGCGGACGGGCGCUCGAUAGAAAUCUGGAAGAAGGUUGCGUGCAAGCCGUGGACCAAGUGGCGACGGGCCUGGUGUCGCACACGGUCGAGGAGCCCGCGGUGGCCGAGCUUCCACAGGGCGAGGACGAGGCUGAGGCCGGGGCUGCUGCCAUCGCUCGAGAAGGAGCUCCAUCGCGAGGAGCUCGAGCGCAGACGAAGCGCACUUGCUACUACUUCUCGCAAGGGCUCUGCACGCUGAUGGAGGACGAGCUGCACCUGUCGAGGUUCAGCCACGAGCUGCCGGACAUGGCCGUCCGGGCCGACGAUCUGGCCAAAGUGAAGCCGCAGCCGUUCGACUUCUUCCUCGUGCUGGAUCUCGAAGGGAUGGUGGAGAUUCUGGAGUUCCCCGUGCUCCUGGUCGACGCCAAAACCCUUCAAGUUGUCGAUCGCUUCCACCGAUUCGUCCGCCCUGCGAAGAUGAGCGAGGAGCGGAUCGAGGACUACAUCCGCAACAAAUACGGCAAAUGGGGCCUCGAGAGAGUGUGGCACGACACAGCGAUUCCCUUCACGGAAGUGCUGCCCAAGUUCGAAGGCUGGAUGCGAAGCCACGGGCUCUACGAGCCGGAGACGCCUUCGAAGUUGAGCACUGCGGCUUUUGUCACCUGUGGGAACUGGGACGUGAAGACCAAGAUACCGGAGCAAUGCGUUACGUCGGGGAUUGAUCUGCCUCCUUACUUCAACGAGUGGAUCAAUCUGAAAGACAUCUACUUCAACUUCUACAAAUUCAGGGCCGGAGGAAUGCUGGCCAUGAUGAAAGGCCUGAAGAUGCCCAUGGAGGGUACGCAUCACGUAGGCUUGGACGAUGCGCACAAUAUCGCCCGGGUGUUGCAACGCAUGCUGGCGCACGGCGCCAUUAUUCAGAUUACCGCCAAGCGCAAAGCUGAUGACCCGAAAGCUGUAAAAUUCACUUUCCGGUUCAGAAUAAAGUAAUCUAUUCACACCUGUGCAAAAUGUCUCCCGCUUCGCCGUAUUCGGUCG
Marchantia polymorpha subsp. ruderalis is the source of this 1462-nucleotide messenger RNA. Lineage: Eukaryota; Viridiplantae; Streptophyta; Marchantiopsida; Marchantiales; Marchantiaceae. The record is from the annotation of a GenBank genome assembly.